Molecule: messenger RNA, 2912 nt
Organism: Acanthopagrus latus (yellowfin seabream)
Lineage: Eukaryota; Metazoa; Chordata; Actinopteri; Spariformes; Sparidae
Gene: arhgap28
Product: Rho GTPase activating protein 28
Exons: 16
Coding region: 621-2576 (651 amino acids)
Biological process (GO): signal transduction; negative regulation of stress fiber assembly; regulation of small GTPase mediated signal transduction
Cellular component (GO): cytoplasm
Molecular function (GO): GTPase activator activity
Source: RefSeq, a predicted model, not a curated record
UACAAAGCUGAACAUCUGGGCUGGAGCGACUCUCUGCUGCUCCAAACUGAGGCUGCGCUGAUCGCUGAUUACUGUGGGGAACAGACCGACUAUAGAUAUGGACUUUAUAUGACCCCACUUCAAAAAACACAAACUAUCCCUUUAAGACUUCAAAGCUGAUGAUGCAUGGAGUGGCCAUCUUGAAUUUUGAGGGCGGUUUCGGUGAGGUGCAUCUCACUUCAGGGGGCACUCCACAAGCCCCGCCCACUCUGAGUGAUUCACAUGAUGGCAUUCUAUAAUGUCGUUAUGUCCAUAUGUGGUCCCAUACUCUUUGUAAUGUCCAGUAAACAUUAUGUUACUGCCUAAACUAGGCUAACAGUUCCUCCUGCUUCCAGUCUCUGUGCUAAGCUAGGCUAACAGAUGCUGGAUUCCUUCAGUAUGGGGCAAACAGCUGAUGGAGGAUUUCUCCAACACUCCCAGUCUGAGGCGUGUCCAGCUGCUGGUCUAAACUGGGGACCCCCCCGCGCCCCUCCCACCACCCUCCAUGGCCCCGCCCACAUCACCCCCCCCCCCCCCCCCCCCUCGGUCCAUGUCUCCACACAGAGGAGAGCAGCCGACUGAACGGACGAUCUACUUCCAGGAUGUUGUCGUCUCCUCCUCCCACCUCCCUCUCUACCUCCUCCAACACUCCUCCUCCUCCUCCUCCUCCUCAGACAGUGACCUCUGACCCCCGGCGUAUUGCCAUGGAAACCUACUGGAGAGAAGUGCGGAGCAUCGAUGAGGAGAAGGAGGGAGAAGAAGAGGAAGAGGAAGAGGAAGAAGAGAGGAAGAGUAUGGACGAGGUGGAGCUGGAGGAGGCGUGGCUGACAGAGGCGGGGCUAUCGUCCCUGGUGACGGGCUCGUCGUUAGAAGAGGCGUCUCCGCCGCCGGCCGAGGUGCUGCUGUCCACGUUGACACGGCAACAAGCCGCCACAGUGAGGAAGAGGCUGGACAACUACAACGAGACACUGAAGACACGUAACAGGCAGCCAAUCAGAGAUGUCCGAGACAUCUUCACUGAGCCUGAUGAUGACUCAGCAGAUAGAUGCCCCUCCUCUCCCUCUCACCAUGCUGAGCCACCGCCAAGUCGAUACCACACCACCACCAAAACCAUCCGCCGAAACACUCACAGAGUUCGACCGACUCUUCAAACAUUUCUGUUUGACGAUCAACUACCUGAACACCCAUCAACCCCAACACACCCACAGUCCCCAACACACACACCCUCACCGACACACUCACAUUCUCCAACAAGCACACACUCACUUCCUGUCCUUCAGUCGAGACAAGUUGAUUGGUUGCUGCGGGAGUCUCCUUACUCAGAGGGCGUGGCUGAACACAAACAGGGCGGGACUUGUUGGGACUGUCUGAGUUUUCAUGGAGACGACAGUGAUGACCUACCAUUUGUACCUGUCUCACCCUCUCAGGGUCUCACCUGGGCAGACGACCUGUCACCAGGUGACCUCGUCCGUCUUGGCUUCAUCUGUCACAUCGAGCUCUCCACCUUCCUGCACACUCUAGGUGUCCAAACCAAACGCACCCGCCCACCACGCCACAGGACACGGGACAGCGGUGUCUUCGGUGUUCCUCUGAACUCGCUGUUGGCCAAUGACAGGAAGAAGUUUCCAGGAGUCAAAGUUCCUGUUGUCUUUCAGAGGUUGUUGUGUAUUUUAGAGUCCGGGCUGCAGACUGAAGGGAUUCUCAGAGUACCAGGAUCAGCUGCUAGACUUAAGUACCUGCGUACAGAGUUAGACAGGUGUGGAGGGUUUGACUGGUCUGCAGUGAGACAGGUGGAUGCUGCGGGUCUGCUGAAACUUUUCAUCAGAGAGCUGCCAACACCUCUGCUGACACACACACACCUGUCCACCUACCGCUCUGUGCUGGGUAUCUCCUCUGUGCUUCAUCAGGUUCAGGCUCUGCAGCUGCUGUCGUUGUUACUUCCUGAAGCUCACAGAGAAACACUCAGAGCCCUGCUGGUCUUCCUGCGUAAGGUGGUUUCUCAUCAGGACCAGAACAGGAUGUCUCUGUGGAAUGUCUCCAUGGUAAUGGCACCAAACUUGUUCUCCUGCAUUCACCGUGGCAACAAGAGCUCCGUCGCCAAGCAACGGGAGGAGAUGGAGGAGGCGGUGGGUGGGGCUCAGCUGAUCCGUCUGAUGGUCACACACCAGGAUCUGCUGUGGACUGUCCCCAGCUUCCUGCUGUCUCAGGUGAGACUUAUGAACCAGGCAUCCAAUCUGAAACAGCUCAGCCUAAGUAAGACCACAAGACGCCUGCUGAGGAGGAGGAACGACAAGAACGAUAGAAACCAGGUCACAGAGCUGUGUGAGGGGGUCAUCAGGGUUCACGCCCCCCAACACACCAAGGUCUCUAUGGCGAUACAGCUGGAUGGACAGACAAGAGCCAAAGACGUCACUGCACGCUUUGAGUGUGACAACAGUCCAGCUCAGUGUCUGUAUGAAGUGGGAGGAAACAUCAGUGAGCGCCGUCUCCAUCCAGACUGUCUGCUGUUGGACGUCUACAGAGUGAAUCCUCACUGUGAUUGGCUGAUCAAACCCUGACGCACAACAGUUCUUACAUAUCAACCUGUCUCACAACAUGUGUGUUACCUGCUUCACCACUCUGACGUCCAGUCUCACCCCCGGUCUCACGUCUUCUGAGCAGCCCUCUCACACAGCCUGUCUCAUAUCACCUGUCUCACCACUCACCUGUGAGACAGUUUAACAAACAUGUGUUGCAGUGUGUUGUCAUGGUGAUGACAUCACGUCCUGUGGUUAUGAUGCAUUUUGUGUCAUGAUGUUGUUUUUACAUGGAGACAGUAUUACUGAUCUGAUGUUAUUGAUCACAGCAUACUUGACCCUUAUUAAACAAUAAACAGCUGCUGGUGGUGUUUGUCU